CUGCGGCGGCGGCGGCGGCGACAGCGGCCGUGUCCGGGCAGAGGGACCCCCCGAGCCCGGCCAGGCCCCUGUCCCUGUCCCCGCAGCGCUCGUCCCAGCGGAAUGGGGAAGCAGAACAGCAAACUCCGCCCGGAGAUGCUCCAGGACCUGCGGGAAAACACGGAGUUCUCCGAGCUGGAGCUGCAGGGCUGGUACAAAGGAUUCCUGAAGGACUGUCCCUCGGGCAUGCUCAACGUGGAGGAGUUCAAGAAGAUCUACGCCAACUUCUUCCCGUACGGAGACGCCUCCAAGUUCGCCGAGCACGUUUUCCGCACCUUCGACACCAACGGCGACGGCACCAUCGAUUUCAGGGAGUUCAUCAUCGCCCUGAGCGUCACCUCCCGCGGCAAGCUGGAGCAGAAGCUCAUGUGGGCCUUCAGCAUGUACGACCUGGAUGGCAACGGCUACAUCAGCCGGGAGGAGAUGCUGGAGAUCGUGAAGGCCAUCUACAAAAUGGUCUCCUCUGUGAUGAACAUGCCUGAAGACGAAUCCACCCCGGAGAAAAGGACGGACAAAAUCUUCCAACAGAUGGAUACUAAUAACGACGGGAAGCUCUCGCUGGAGGAAUUCAUCACAGGGGCCAAGAGCGACCCGUCCAUCGUGCGCCUGCUGCAGUGUGACCCCAGCGGGCCCAUGCAGUUCUGAGCCCCACGGACCCCCCACAGCUCCCCCCGCCACCCCCGACCCUGCAGAUGGCCACUGUCCCCUGCCCGGCCCCUGCGGUCCCCGCUGUGCCCCCACAGCCCCUGGAGGGAUGAGAGCUGGAGCCCGGCUGAUCUCAGGGGACAGUCCCCAUCCCCGCGGGGCUUUGACCGGUGGGAGGAUGGAGGCAGGGUCUGCCCUGAGCCAGGACAGUCCCCCCCAGCACCGGGAAUUGCAGCAGGGGACAGCCCAGCCCGGUGGGACAGGCUGGUGGCCAAGCCAGGGGACAAAGCCCCGGUGGCCGCGGGGUCCCCAGCACCCAGCCCCGCAUGGAGACACUGCCACGGGCAGGGCUGGGCUGGGCCAGCCGCGGGGGGGGCCCUGCUUCU
Molecule: messenger RNA, 1070 nt
Organism: Catharus ustulatus (Swainson's thrush)
Lineage: Eukaryota; Metazoa; Chordata; Aves; Passeriformes; Turdidae
Gene: HPCA
Product: hippocalcin
Exons: 4
Coding region: 103-684 (193 amino acids)
Molecular function (GO): calcium ion binding
Source: RefSeq, a predicted model, not a curated record